Messenger RNA from Spirometra erinaceieuropaei, 4542 nucleotides. The record is from the annotation of a GenBank genome assembly. NCBI's taxonomy places the organism in Eukaryota, Metazoa, Platyhelminthes, Cestoda, Diphyllobothriidea, Diphyllobothriidae.
AUGAACAACAAGCUGGAGGCGGCGUACGUCUGUUCAACUGAGCACCGAAGUCGUCGCUUGAUCACGUUUGAAACGUUAUCACCCUUGAAGGGAGGUAGAUGGUCACGGACUUUUUAGGUACAGAUAUUUCUUAAGGAGUUUCUUGUCUGGGAUGGCGAUAUUUAUCGAUGAAUUUUUCCGGAUACCCGUUUGCAAGAAAAACGUCCAUUAGGAAAGUAAGCUCGUCAUUAAUCGUAUCUGAGGAGCAGAUUCUGGUGGCUCUAUUGAACAAGCACAAAACCAAGUCCCGUUUUCUCUGAAUUGGAACGAAACUGAGAAAGUGCAUGUAUUGUCCUUUCCAGGUGGGUUUUCGAUAGAUGGAUCUCUGAAUAGAGCCAUCUGCCCGCCUACGUACAAGAAUAUCCAGGAAAGGCAGUGUGUCAUUCUUCUCAUGCUCGAUCGUCAAUUUGAUCUUUGCAUGUGCUUUGUUCAGAGCCUUGAGUAAUAGUUCUCCGUCGCCUGGUUUUUUGACUAUGGCGAAAAUGUCACCCACAUAUCGCCUAUAGAAUGAGGCUCCUUGUAAGUUCCGAGCUAGUUUUCGCUCUAGAUUAGACAUAAAAAUGUCCGCUAUGUAAUGACCGUGUGCAGCUGAAUGAGAGGUCUCGAAAUUUAUGAUGUCAGUAAAUUCUGCAUGCUUUGUCGCCUUUGCCUUGUUCAAAUUUAUUCCGGGAAAACAUUGCCUCAACAUCCGUUUUUGACAAAAUGUGCCAUCCGGAUGACGCGUACAUAUUCACUAUUCGUUGGGCGAACGGAAUAAAAAGACGAAUGUAACCUUAACUUUUUGUGAGCGAGAGCGGUUUCUAAAGGAUGGAUAACGCAAUUCUUGCAAAACCGAACAACUUUAAUUCUGUUGGUGUGUAACUUACGCCUACACUUGCCUUAGGUUGGUGCAUAAUGGAAGACUCCAUCACCAGUUCAGCAAACCAUUAGUCGAAUUUCGCCUCUGGCCUAUAAAAAAGCAGUUGAAGAUGCAUCCUAAAUUAUAAACAAUGCUUGCUCGUCGGGUAUACUGCGGUACAUUCGAGGUCCCAGCCCACUUCUUCUGUCAAAGAAAGGUGCGCACUUUUUGAAUCAUGCCACUGAACGUAUUAAUGUAAUUUGUGACUGUGUCUUUACUUCGGUUGUCGUUGCUAUCAAAAACAAAUUUACUGAGAGUUAUUUUUGGAGUAAUAAGAAGGUCAGGCGCCUUUUUACGUAGAAUUUGUUGGCUAUUUUUUCCUCUUUUAGGCGAAACUGGGCUGGUAGCGAGUAAUAAUCAUCGCAUCUUAGUACAGCGGUUUAUCCGAAGAAUGUUACCAACGAAUAACCAUGGGAUACGGCUCAGAUGUUUCAAUUCUUUGGGCCCUACAUGAACAUGGGUCUACAUUAAUAUAACCUUAUUUCCAUACUGAAGUCUGAACGCCUACCUUUUUCAUGCACUAUGAUGUUCGGGGAAGGAGUAAGAAUACCAAAAUAAGGCUACAAGAGUUUAUUCUGCAAACACCGAUUACUCCUCCAAAACCUGUUUAGAACGUCUGUUUUAUGCAUGGUAGGAACCAAGACAUUUGAGAUCAUAUAAAAGUCCCUUUAAAUUGGUAAAUUAUCAAGGAGAUUCAGUUGUUCCAGAUUUUAAGGUACUUUAAAACGGGAACUGACUAAAUUCCGCCCUGUAUGACUGACUGAAACUAUUUGAUAAAUGACUGAUUGCUCAGAAACACAGAAUUCCCGUGGAAAGGGUCUAUGAUUGCUGACAAAGCGUCAUUUUUUCCGACAAGUCUAAUGAUAUCUAAUGCAACGUAGUCCUCCAACCGUUCUUCGAACCCGGAAAUGACAAGAUUAGCGUCAAAGCGGUUAUUUUUGGCGUUUUCUUGAAGAGGUGGUCCCCCACAAUGCCUGAAACAACGAUAGCCUUGUAACCACUAUGGUAAUGGGUGUGUCUGAACCACACCAAUAGUCGGGUAAAGCCCCAGUUUUUAAGAGAGUACGGGAGGUACUAGAAGGAGGAAUUUAUUCUGCCCAGAACCCUGAGUUGUUGUCUCAGGCAGCAGUGGCUACUGGCGAGGCCAGGAAGUGUGCUGACAGCGUUAAGUCAUGUCGACCGUUUUUAUGAAUGUCUGGGAGCAAGUCUAGCGGUCUUGUAUGCAAGUGGUUUGUUGCGGUACACAAAAUAAGGACGGCUGCGGCAGUAAAGACGCGCAUGUGCGUCCGUGCUACAGUCGGUCGGACUGUGAAGUCGGCGCAACGGGGAGCGUUCGCAGUAAACGUGGGCAACCUCGACGCGGCAGGUCGUUAAACAAAAGCCGGUGGAUUGCGCAAGGAUGGUGGUCGGCCACAGAUAUGUCUCUAUCGGCCUUUCCGGCCCGCCGGUUUGCAUUUCCAGGACUGCGCCGCACGGCGUUUGAGGCCUUAAUUGAUGUAGUAUCGUAGUGACACAAUGCCUUGUGGCUUUUUACCAGUUAACCCAGUAGCCGAACCGAGGCUGAACAACAGUUGGAAGUAUUGAUGAUGCACUGAACACGAAUACUUAUUCCUCGGAUCCAUGUGUCCACAUACCUCUCAGUCAGUCAUUGCUAUUCAGCUGGUCGUCACCGUGGACGCAUUGGGAAUCCAGCAGACGAGCUAGAGGGUAAGGUCCGUCUUUCCGUAGUUCCCUCUCCCCUGUAAGGAGAUGAUCCUGAAAAGACUGCAUUGUAUUACUAUUAACCUGAGCAAAGGUUAUGAGCAGCGUCAAUUCUUCUCUGUUUAUCUUGACUUUUUCAGUUAUUAUCAAAGCGACCAUGCUGGCGGUAGCUGGCGAAAUUUCAGCCCGUAGUACUAGUCCACCAACUCGGCGGGAAGUGUGUACGACCGGAACCAGGUGAAUUGUCUGACCCCCUUUGUUUCCCGUGAUAAAUGAUGCAUGCUACUCAGAUAUCCUGUCUUCAACCAUAGGUAAGCGAGACUUUACAUGACAAUACUUCGAGGAGCCUGACCUCCCGACAGCAUGUAAGAGUUUGGUAGGUUGCAUCAUAUGUCAGAAAAUUUCUCUUUUAAGAGGCAUCAGGUGUCUAAAAACAAAAUAUCGUGAGCACGGGCAAAUAAAGUUAUCUUUGGGCAAAAAUCCGUAAUCAGUCAUCAGAUAGGAAGAGUGAAUAGGUUUCUGGAAAAACUGUAUACCAAGUAUUACGUUAUGUUGAAUAAAAGCGAGGAAGUACUUUGGCAAAAGAAACCAGAGGAAAUGAGAAUUCAGCCUGUAAGUCGAUGUGUAUUGUAUAAAACAGCAUUUAAGAUGGGGAUUGGGGUACUGCUCGGUUUAUCGCAUGCUUCUGUGUGUUUUGUGACGAAGACAUCCUCGGCAAGCCUCAAUCCAGGAGGUCCGCGAGGAGGUCGCCGCCUUUUAAGAUUAGACGCGUAGUUAACGCUUGCAUUUAAGUUUCUCUCACUCUUCGCAGGUUUUUGAUCGGAAAAGGUAUGCGUCAAAGAAUAAGUUGCCCCUGGGAAAAGGGGUGACAAAUAUUUUGUAAAAAACUUGAACAGUUAAUUACAGUUUCUAGCUGUCCGCUGGAGGUGUUCGAAAAAACAGUUGACCUUGUCUUCACUCUUCGGCGGCGACCACCGAUAAGUUAUUUGUCAUACGCAGCGGCGGUUUCCAUGAGACCUGUGCGGGAUAACCGCCAUUUUGCACUGAAAUGAUGUUCGUCGACUUGGUCUGGAUGCAGAAUGGAGAACAGAUGUUUUCCGUAAGCUUUGAGUUUUCUGUACAGCUCAGCCAGCUUUCAAACCCCAUGGGUCCUCUUCGGGCAGAAAAUCGGAUGUCUGGUCGGCGACAGCUAAUAAGACAGUAAUGGCCGUCUUAGUCUCCUUCAUCUAAUCUGUGAAAGUCCUCGAUUCCCAACUGGGGCAAAAAGUGAGGCAUAUUUAUACGAGUAGUUAAAGUAAACUUUGCUUUAUUCGCUUACGAUAUUUUCUACAGUAUAAUUGCCUUUUUAAAUCGAAAAUUUAUUCGGCAAUUUUUCUCGAACAAAUGGCCAUGCGUCGUGUGCUUCACAAUAGCAAUUAGAAUCAUAUACUAUAAAUCUGUUAUUUUUACGUUGCAUUAAGUAAAAAUCAUCAGUAUGGACACUGGCACAAUUAUCCCACUCUAGUCUCCUCUACUUAUCUGAGUUAGUUCACUGGCACAAAUCAGUCCACACCUGAAGUCUCUUCCAUUAACUCGCAGCAAGUAAAACCAUAUCACAUAUUCCUUCAUGUUCUAUAGAUGACAAAAAUGGAAACAAUUGUUCUCCCGCUAAUGCGCGUACUUCCACCGAGGUAUAGUGCUUGUAACUUGCCAUUCUUCUCUCUGCUCUCAGGAAAUUUCCUCGGUCUGCCAAUCAACAUUUCGCGACAAACUGCGAUUUUACAAAAAAUCGUAUCAGAUACAGUGGUGUGCCUUUCAAACGCCUGCUUAUCGUAUCAACGACACUCUCCAACGAAAUCGGAAUAAGCUUCUCAGCCGUCGAUCGUAGCUUCCCUUCUAUUUCUAUAUGUUGCGCAGGAGGUUAA